ACAGGAACAACAUGGCGGCAAAAGUAACUUCUCGAGUUACGGUCCUCGGAGGCGGGAUUUCAGGUCUUUCCGCUGCUUAUUAUCUAGCCAAAAACCACAAGGAUCCAAGUAAGAUAACUUUAGUUGAGUCAAGCCCUCGGUUUGGUGGAUGGCUGCAUAGCGUAAGGGCUGAGAGUGGAGCUAUCUUUGAGCAAGGACCUCGGAGUUUGAGACCUGUUGGUCCUGCAGGUUGGGAGUCUUUGAACCUGGCCUCAGAGCUUGGAUUAGAAAAUAUGAUCAUCCCAGUAUCAACAAGUCAUGCCGGUGCUCGUAACAGAUUUAUUUAUUCCAAAGGACAAGUUCACAAACUGCCAAGCAGUAUUGCAUCUAUAGUCAAGAGACAGUCACUAUUCUCUGGAUCACUUUUGCCUAUUUUAUUAAGAGAGCCCUUUGUGAAGAGACGGACUGAUGAAAGUGAUGAGUCGGUCUAUGAUUUCUUUAAGAGGAGAUUCAGUAAAGAGGUUGCAGAGUAUUUGGGGGAUCCCAUUUGUCGUGGUAUCUUUGCUGGUGAUGCUCGACUUUUAAGCCUAAGGUCAGUCUUUCCACCAGUUUAUGAAAUGGAGAAAUCACGUGGUUCAGUUGUCAAAGCUGCCAUCUUACCAGGAAAAUCUUCAAGCCCAGCUCCUGACAACCACCCUCUUGUCCAGAAAUCUAUCCAAGAGAAGUGGAGUAUAUGGUCAUUGCAAGGUGGUUUACAAACAUUUGCAGAUAAACUACAUGAAUCUUUGGUCCAUAUGGGAGUUAAUGUUCUGUCUGAGACUCCAUGUCGUGCCAUAGAAUUCAAAAAUAAUGGAUCAGUAUGUUUAAGCACGGAUACUAAGGAUAUAGUAUCUGAUCAUCUUGUCAGUACGUUAUCUACUGGUGUGUUAUCAUCAGUCUUGACCGACUCUCUCCAGCCUCUUAAGAACAUUUUAAAUGAGAUCAAAUCUGUAUCAGUCGGCCUAGUAAACCUUGAAUACAAGAGUAACUUGAUUCAAGAUGAAGGAUUUGGCAUACUGCUGCCAUCAUCCGAGCCAGUCAAUAUCCUGGGAAUUAUAUAUGAUUCUUGUGUCUUUCCUCAACAUGACAGAAAUGAUGGGAAUCAUACCAGACUAACAAUCAUGAUGGGUGGACACUGGUUUGACAAGCACUGUGGAAACCCAGACACAGUUACCCCUCAAAGCCUUACAGACAAUGCCGUAAAGGCAGUCAAUAAAAUCUUGCGUAUCACACAAGAACCAGUCUACCACUUAUCAUCAGUACAAAAGAAUUGUAUAUCUCAAUACCACAUAGGACAUACUGAUAGGGUACAGAGAAUAUUUGAUUAUGUCCAGCAGAAUAAUCUGCCCUUAACCUUGCUAGGGGCUUCAUAUAAGGGGGUGUCUGUUAAUGAUUGUAUAUUUAAUGCUAAGAAAGGUGUAGAAGAAAUGCUGGAAAAACUCUAAGCACAAUCAAAGUCAGUCCAACGAUAAUAAAUUAAAACGUAAUAGAAAGUGGAAUUAGAUUUUGAAAGAGAUUAGAUUUACUGUAAGUAGUUGUCCAGCUGUAAUGACCCCUCUAGCAAUGUUAUUAUUAUCAAUAAAUCAUGAAAAUAAGACAAA
Messenger RNA from Actinia tenebrosa (Australian red waratah sea anemone), 1619 nucleotides. Its product is annotated as protoporphyrinogen oxidase. Lineage: Eukaryota; Metazoa; Cnidaria; Anthozoa; Actiniaria; Actiniidae. Gene Ontology annotation, molecular function: protoporphyrinogen oxidase activity, oxygen as acceptor. Gene Ontology annotation, biological process: heme biosynthetic process. Gene Ontology annotation, cellular component: mitochondrial inner membrane. The record is from RefSeq and is a predicted model, not a curated record.